AUGGCGACGCAUAGUGACUUCUCCGACGACGAGUCGCAGCCAGGCUCGCCCGUUCUCGGCGAUUCCAACGGCGUCGAGAACACCUUCGAGGACCAGGAGCCUCUCGACCAUGAAGAUGAUUCACAGACACCGCUCAAGUCUGCUCUAAAACAGCCUGCGCAGGCAAAGAAACCAGAGCUGCCCGAGCAGCCUGACCCGUCGACUCUGGACCUCUCCACGCUCACACCCCUUACACCCGAGAUCAUUGCCCGACAGGCCACUAUCAACAUUGGUACUAUCGGGCAUGUCGCUCACGGCAAGUCGACGGUCGUCAAGGCCAUUUCGGGGGUGCAGACCGUCAGAUUUAAGAACGAGCUGGAACGAAAUAUCACUAUCAAGCUGGGUUAUGCGAAUGCAAAGGUGUACAGAUGUGAUAACCAGGCCUGCCCGAGGCCUACUUGCUACCGAAGCUUCAAGAGCGACAAAGAGGUUGAUCCUCCAUGCGAGAGAGAUGGAUGCACAGGCAGAUAUAGGCUGCUUCGACAUGUCUCGUUCGUUGAUUGUCCCGGGCACGAUAUCCUCAUGAGUACUAUGCUUUCAGGUGCCGCCGUCAUGGACGCAGCUCUCCUUCUCAUUGCCGGUAACGAAACUUGCCCGCAGCCCCAGACCUCGGAGCAUCUGGCUGCCAUCGAGAUCAUGAAGCUCAACCACAUCAUCAUCCUCCAAAACAAAGUCGAUCUGAUGCGGGAAGACGGCGCUCUGCAGCAUUACCAGUCUAUAUUGAAGUUCAUCAGAGGAACGGUCGCUGAUGGAUCUCCUGUUAUCCCAAUCUCGGCUCAGCUAAAGUACAACAUUGAUGCUGUCAAUGAAUACCUCGUCUCUCACAUCCCAGUUCCAGUCAGAGACUUCCUUGCCCCUCCCCACAUGAUCAUCAUCCGAUCCUUUGACGUCAACAAGCCUGGCUCCGAAAUAGAAGACCUCAAGGGUGGUGUUGCUGGUGGUAGUAUUUUGACCGGUGUACUCAAGCUCGGCGACGAGAUCGAAAUUCGACCAGGUAUCGUCACCAAGGACGAACAGGGCAAAAUCCAAUGCCGCCCCAUCUUCAGCCGCGUCGUAACCCUCCUUGCCGAGCAGAAUGAUCUCAAAUUUGCCGUCCCCGGCGGCCUUAUUGGUGUCGGGACCAGAAUUGAUCCUACACUAUGCCGUGCUGACCGUCUGCUUGGUUUCGUCUUGGGCCACCGUGGUCGCCUCCCCGCUAUCUACAGUGAAAUCGAAGUCAACUAUUUCCUUCUCCGUCGUCUCUUGGGUGUCAAGUCUGCCGACGGCAAGCAAGCAAAGGUCGCUAAGCUAGCCAAGAAUGAGGUCCUCAUGGUAAACAUCGGUUCGACCGCCACCGGUGCAAAGGUCAUGGGUGUCAAGGCAGAUGCUGCCAAGCUGAGCUUGACUGGCCCAGCUUGCACCGAAAUCGGAGAGAAGAUUGCCCUCAGUCGAAGAAUCGACAAGCAUUGGCGUCUGAUCGGUUGGGCUAACAUCGUUGCUGGUAACACGUUGGAGCCUAUCUCUAACUGA
Molecule: messenger RNA, 1548 nt
Organism: Microsporum canis CBS 113480
Lineage: Eukaryota; Fungi; Ascomycota; Eurotiomycetes; Onygenales; Arthrodermataceae
Product: eukaryotic translation initiation factor 2 subunit gamma
Exons: 3
Coding region: 1-1548 (515 amino acids)
Biological process (GO): positive regulation of translational fidelity; formation of translation preinitiation complex
Cellular component (GO): cytosol; eukaryotic translation initiation factor 2 complex
Molecular function (GO): translation initiation factor activity; tRNA binding; GTP binding
Source: RefSeq, a predicted model, not a curated record